This is a messenger RNA of Acanthoscelides obtectus, 319 nucleotides long. The record is from the annotation of a GenBank genome assembly. Lineage: Eukaryota; Metazoa; Arthropoda; Insecta; Coleoptera; Chrysomelidae.
UGCCACACAGUUCAAACGUUCAAGAUCAAAUUCGUUAGCAGCAUAAUAAGGUCAUAUUUUUUACGGCGAUGAUACGCUGAUCGUGCACGUAAACUUACGAGGGGUGCUUACAAACUUGCAUCUCAGUGAUGUUCAUUUUUUAUACUUUUAACUUCUUGGAGCUUUUACAAUGGUUUGGAAAAAUGCUGGUGGGCACGCAACAACACCAUCCAAGACUAGGAACUUACUAUUCCUAUUUCCUAGUGCACAAAUAAACCUGUAUAACUUUUGGCAUUACUAUAAAUUGUUGGUAAUCAGAAAGUAAAAACUGUUAAGUAGA